Messenger RNA from Prorocentrum cordatum, 1859 nucleotides. The record is from the annotation of a GenBank genome assembly. NCBI's taxonomy places the organism in Eukaryota, Dinophyceae, Prorocentrales, Prorocentraceae.
AUGCUCCGAAGUACAACCUUCCGCGCCCUGCAGCCGCUGCGGCUCGAGCCGAGGGCCGCCUCGGGCGGGCAGGGGCGCGGGCGCGCGGGCGAGCCCGGCGCCCCGCCGGGCGCGGUGGGCGCUGGCGGCCGCGGCGGCAGGGCCGCGCGCGUCGGCGAGGGCGGCGGGUGGGGCGCAGACGCGGCCGGCGGAGGCGCCGGGCCGCAGCCGGCGGGGGCCAACGGCCACGCGCGCGGCGCGGGCGAGGGGGCCGCUGACGCACCUGCUGCCCCCGAGGGCGUGUUCGGCCGCUACCGCGGGCGGGGCGGGGGCGCCCGAGCGGGCAAGGCGGCGGGUCCGCCGCAGGCGGAGGCGGUGCCAGAGGGCCAGAGCCACGGCAGGAGCGCAGGCGCGCUGCAGCUGGCCGCCCCGCAGAGCGCGGCCAGCCCCCCCAGGAGGUUUGGGCCCGGCGCCGGCCAGGCCCGGCACGGCGCGCCGCCCCCGAGCGGCGGGCAGCAGGGGGCGCCGGGCGCACCCAGCCGGCCGCCCGGCCAAAACGGCGCGGAGGGCUUCGGCGCCAGCGGGGGGCCACCCAGCAGGGUCGCGGCCGCCGGCGGCUACCCAGGCUCUGGCAGGGGCCAUGGGGGCGGCGCGUCCGGCAGCUAUUGCGAGGAGAUCGAGAAGGAACUCAAGUCCAGGGCGCAGUGGACGGGCACGGGAAGCGUCACAUUCGAGGAGCUCAUGGAGGCGGGCAAGGUCCUCGCCAGCAACGGCGCGCAGCCCCCGCCGCUCUCGCUCGCCGCCGUGCCCGGGCGGCCAGGGCCCAAGGCGCCGCCGGAGCGGCCCGCCCAGGCGCAGUGGCCCGCCGCCCGGCCGCCGCACCACGCCGCCGCGGCGCAGUGGCCGCCCGGCGGCCCCGCCGGGCUGUGGGCGCCCCCGGCCGGGGGGCCCGGCGGCCCCGGCGGGCUGUGGGCGCCCCCGGCCGCGCUGCCGGACGUGUCGCUGAAGGAGGCCCGGAGGGCGCUCGGCCUGCCGCCGGCGGCGGAGCCCGCCGAGCCGCCGAAGAGCGGCGCCAACAAGAUGCCGGCGAGGUCCCGGCCAGCCACCGACGCGGCGCCCGCUCCUCCCCGCGGGCUGGAGCAGCUGUCCGCGGGGGGCCUGGCGGAGGGCCCCCGCUUGCACGCGUUGAAGGACGCCGCCGCGGGGGCGUGCGCGGGCGCGUGGGGCUCCGUCGCCGCGACGGCCGCGGCGCCUGCGGGCUCGCCGGGGCCCACCUGGGCUCGCUUCGAGCCAGAGGACUUCACCGGAGUCUGGGUCGACAUCAAGGGUAAUCCGGUCAACGUGGUCAAUGGGGCACAAGAGGGACGGCAUGCCAAGCUUACAGCCAACGUCUCGCGCCCACCGCGAAAAGACGUCGUGUUGAAGAUCGAGUUGAUCAAAGGCGUUGGAUGGCACUGUGGGAACGCCGAGCUCGACAGUACGUGGAGCACCACAGAGGAGUUGCACUGGGUAAGAGAGGACGGCUUCCGAUCUGUGUGGACGCGCGCCCGGCAUUGACUGAGCCACGUCGCCAUGUAGUAUGUUGAUCCAGUGGCUGGGAUCGUUUUAGCAGGUCGGAGUGUCCCGGCUUUUCGCUUGUCCCAAGUGUUCGCCUCCCUCAGAAGGCACCCGCUGAAGAGCCCAGCCGCGCCGCGAGCUGCGCGCACUUUUCGGUUUGCCGGCUUCUGACCCGCCUCGCUGCUCGUCGCAGGCCUCUCCUCUCCCCCUGUCCCCGAGCUCCCCUUCCUACCACGACCUAGGUGCUUCGAUGAUGUGGAGCACGUGGUUCCCGCUGCUGGCGCGUUCUAUCAGACCGGAUUUGCGAUGGCCUUCCACCAGAA